AAUCAGCCUCCCGAGAGCAUGCGCACUUCAGUCCUCCUCUCCGUGCAAAGUCCUCCAGAGCAGCGCCCUCCAAAGAUCAACAGGCGUCAACUGUGCAGGACGGGAAAGCUCAAGCUUGACCAAGAGGCUGGACUGUGGACCCCUAUUAGUGGAAUCGCCUGCACUUGCCAACGCUGGCUUACGCAGUCCAUCCGUACCAUCUGUGCAGCUGCCGCCAUGGGCUUGGAACUCUACCUCGACCCGCUGUCGCAGCCCAGCCGCGCCAUCUACAUCUUCGCCAAGAAGAACGGCAUUCCCUUCCAGAUGCACACCGUGCAUAUAAUCAAAGGCCAGAACUUGAGCGAGCAAUUCUCCCAGGUGAACUGCCUGCGGAAACUUCCUGUCCUCAAAGACGGAAACUUCGUGUUAACCGAAAGCUCAGCCAUCCUGAUUUACCUGAGUUCCAAGUACCAGGUGGCAGACCACUGGUACCCAGCUGACCUGCAGGCCCGUGCCCGAGUCCAUGAGUACCUAGGCUGGCAUGCUGAUAACAUCCGUGGCACCUUUGGAGUGCUCCUGUGGACCAAGGUGCUGGGGCCACUCAUUGGGAUCCAGGUUCCAGAGGAGAAGGUGGAACGGAACAGAAAGAGCAUGGUCGCGGCUCUGCAGCGUCUGGAGGAAAAGUUCCUUGGGGACAGGGCUUUCCUUGUUGGCCAGCAGGUGACACUGGCUGAUCUCAUGUGUCUGGAGGAGCUGAUACAGCCGGUGGCUCUUGGCUAUAAUGUGUUUGAGGGACGGCCGAAACUAACAGCAUGGCGAGAUCGGGUGGAGGCAUUCUUGGGUGCCGAUCUGUGUCAGGAGGCCCAUAGCUCCAUCCUGAGCAUCCUGGAACAGGCAGCCAAAAAAACACUACCAGUGCCCCCUCCAGAGGCCCACGCCGGCAUGCAGCUUCGAAUUGCUAGGAUUCCCUGAGUGGUCCGACUAGCAGUAAAGUUUCAUGUUGUUUGCAUGGCUCGUUUUAUCUUUUCUAUUUGCCCAAGGCCUUUUCCUGGCUCCCUCUCUGGCUCUGGGAGGAGCCUUGCACAAAAGAGACACCAGGUAUCCUUAGCAUGCUUCUCUUGAGGCACAGUAUACACAACCAAUAAGAGACCAAAAUGAAUAAUAUGCUAAAAACCAGUAAUACAAAGAAAAAACAUUCAAAAGUUAGCACACAUCUGUACUUUAUUACAAUAAAAAGUCUGACUAUUUUAAGGAA
Messenger RNA from Peromyscus leucopus (white-footed mouse), 1234 nucleotides. RefSeq names its product glutathione S-transferase theta-2. The record is from RefSeq and is a predicted model, not a curated record. Gene Ontology annotation, cellular component: cytoplasm. Gene Ontology annotation, biological process: glutathione metabolic process. The transcript is spliced from 5 exons. Bases 19 to 951 code for a protein of 310 amino acids. NCBI's taxonomy places the organism in Eukaryota, Metazoa, Chordata, Mammalia, Rodentia, Cricetidae. Gene Ontology annotation, molecular function: glutathione transferase activity.